This is a messenger RNA of Echinostoma caproni, 804 nucleotides long. Lineage: Eukaryota; Metazoa; Platyhelminthes; Trematoda; Plagiorchiida; Echinostomatidae. The record is from the annotation of a GenBank genome assembly.
AUGAUGUCACUUGUGUUGUUUAUUUUAUUCAUUUAUGUCGCGCACAUAAUUUGCACGUGGUUUAUUACGGAUUUGUGUCCAGAAGUUGUACGGAAAAAACAAUUGAUCAAUUUGUCUGCAUUAUCCAGUGACUGUAAGCAACAACUUUCACCGGAAGAUCGGAUAGCGCUUGGCACUUGGAGUGUUCUAAUCCUAUUUGAUUUGAUUCUGAACAUUGCAGUCGUGUUCAGCCUCUGCUCUAUUCUGCGGUGGAUUGCGGUCGUGCGAGAUGAGUUCCUUCCGGGUGAACAACAACAACAAUCCAGUACAAAAAAAGAAACGCGCAACCAGACAGUACCCGGCACAGUACAACAGAUAGCACCCGGUGAUUUUGCUUUGAGAUCAACCAUCAGCCAGACAAAAUAUGACCGUGCAUUGAAAACACUGGGCUUGAUGAUUGUAGAACGAAUGUGUACUGCGUUACCAAUCCUCAUUGUGGAACUGCUUACCACAUUCCAGUGUUGGGUCCCACCAGCGAUCGCACACGUCAGUGUCGAUUUGCUAAUGUUGCGCACUCUACUCGAACCGAUUCUUUUCCUCUACGGUAUCCGAAGUAUUCGCCUGGUUUGUUUGAGGUGCUGGUGUCGUGGAGGACGAGGUGGUGGUGGUGUUGGUGCCGGUGUAAAGAGGCCAGACUCCAAGGAGCACGGUGCACAUCCAAAAGACCGAGAUGGAUCUAAUUCUGCUGAGCGGAGCGCAGAGUAUUCGGUUACCUUAUCGAAAAUCUCUGUCACAUGCAAAGUUCAAUUUCCUCAAGGCAGCUGA